Molecule: messenger RNA, 4614 nt
Organism: Acytostelium subglobosum LB1
Lineage: Eukaryota; Evosea; Eumycetozoa; Acytosteliales; Acytosteliaceae
Exons: 5
Biological process (GO): actin filament severing; barbed-end actin filament capping; cytoskeleton organization
Molecular function (GO): phosphatidylinositol-4,5-bisphosphate binding; actin filament binding
Source: RefSeq, a predicted model, not a curated record
AGAUCAAUGAUGGAGUAUAAACAAGUGGAGAAACAAGUAACUAGAGAUUCCAAGCUCAAGCAUCUCACUCACAAGGUCUGCAAGCGAGACUUGUGCUUCACCAACCUCAAAGUGAACACAUCAGCCGAGGAACUGCUCAAGGCAUCCAAAUCACUCUUUGCCUAUCCAUCUCCAGUCGCAGGUGGAUCAACAUUGUCUAUCUCUAAGCUCAGUAGUUAUGGCAAGGCUCCAGACAUGCCAUUCAGUUUGAAGGGACAUACGGAUGCGAUAACAUGUUUUGAGUUUAGUCCGUUCAAUGAUAGGGUGAUUGCGACUGGUAGCAGAGACUGUACUGCCAGACUUUGGCAUAUCGACGAUGAACUGGACAUGCAGCCAAACACAUGGGUGGAACCCCUGCUCACACUGCCAAAGCAGGCCAAGAGGUUCACUGGCCUGUAUUUCCACCCAUCUGUAGACUCAUUAUUAGUGUCCGCCACCACGGAUUAUGCCGUCGAUUUAUGGGACCUGACACAGGAGGGCAGGGUCAUCCAGCGAGUGACCGGCGCGAGCGACACAGUCAUGUCACUGUCGUGGAACACGUGGAGUGGCGGAAAUCAAUUCGUCACAUCAUCCAAGGACAAGAAGCUUAGGAUCUAUGAUCCACGCGAUGCAUCAGGUGUGCCAGUUCACGAGAUAAUGGCCCACGAGGGUGCGCAAGGCUUCAAGACAGUGUGGGUCGAUGGCAAUGGAUUGGACUUGAUCUGCACGGUUGGCGUCAACAAGAGUGCACAGCGACAGAUGUACUUAUGGGACACGCGCAACCUGGUGGGCAGACCGCCCAUCACGCACAACAUCACCAGCGAUAGCAGCAGCCUCAACCCAUACUAUGACUACGCCAACAACCUGAUAUACUUGGGUGGCAAGGGUGAUGGAAUCUACUCGGUCGAGGUGGACAGGAGUGGCGCCCACGCAAUAGGCAAGGCAACAUUUGGUGCGAACAAUACAGCGACAGCGAUAUCGAUGCUACCCAAGACAUGUUGUGACGUGAACCUAUGCGAGAUCAGUAGGUUCCUGAGACUGUCCAACAACAAUCAAGUUGAGAUGGUGUCUUUUGUUGUGCCUCGAGGCACUACUGUGUUCCAAGAGGACCUGUAUCCACCAGCACCAUCUGGUGAUCCGACCAGUGAUGUCCAUCUUUGGCUUCAAGAUCGUUCCGCCAACUUCAAGCCCCUGACUAUAUCCAUGCGACCCGAGGGUCAACUCUCCAUCUACGAAGUUGCCGAAGAGCAAGGUGGAAAGAGCAAAGAGAAGGACAAGUUGGACCAGAUUGCCGCCAAGCUAGAUAUCACCGAUGACCUCAUGGACAGUCCAAUCUCUGCUUAUGUUAACGACUUGUUGGUCCAGCAACAGGUUCAGAACCUGAAUAUGGACGAUCAGACAUCAUGUCAUACUGAUACCCCAUCCCAGCCUCCUCCAAUGAACAUCAGUGGCGACGUUGACCAACGACCAGUACUCAAACGAACACAUUCAAUAUUGUCCCGCAACCCAUCAUACACCUCACUAAGGAUGUCUGGCAGUAUGACUCCUCCAUCAUCCAGCGGCACACCUCCAUCAUUCUCAAGAACAUCAUCAACUUCAUCAUUACUUGCAUCAUCAUCAUCUUCCAAGAGACAACAAGUUAUCAUCUUUGAGGGCGGGUUGUAUGAGUUGGUCGAUGGCACACCGGUGUCUCACAUCGAGAAGUGGUACACUGUGACCGACAGCAGUAUGUUAUGCUCAUUCAAGAGUGCUGAGCAGGCCAAGGGUGACGAGCCAUUGGAGACCAUUCAUCUGGAUCGUGCGAUAUCAGUGAUCAGGACCAAGGAUAUAUUCAAAGUUGAUGAUGGCCAUGGCUACAGCUUCCAGCUCACCACGCCCACGCGUAUAAUGCAUCUCCUCGCCAAGACCAAGAAUGAGAUGAAAUCCUGGAUGUCAAUGUUGCGUCAACAUCUUCUUGGAAGUGGCGAGAUCAAGCCUCCUGGCUCAGAUGGAGGCGCUGACUCUUUUGACAAUGAUGGCGCGGAUGAACACGAGGAAGACGACUCAGAUGAUGAAGUUGACGACCAGGAGAGAUGUCUAGAUGGACAUAUGUUCAGGAAGCUCAAUGGAAUGUUCUCGACAUGGGAUGGCUGUUAUGUACACCUGCUCGAGGAGGACCUGUUCAUCUCUAAGAACAAACAUGCCGCCACUCCAGAGCUACGUAUCCAACUACAGUCAAUCACUCAAAUCAACAAAGUGUCCGCCAAUGAGUUUGAACUAUGCACGGGCCCAUCCAACGAAGUCGUGUGCAGUCUCAAGACGGUUGAGAUGGCCGACGAUCAAUAUGAUCCAUGCGCUCAUUGGAUAGAAUCACUGGAGAUUGGUCGAAAGCGAUCGAUGGAUGUGAUCAAGAUGUUGGGCAUCACAGACCUCAAGUCCAUGGCCGAGGAAGAUGAGCGGUACUUGGACCUCAAUGAUGUGAAGAAUGGCAAUUGCAAGAUAUUGAUGCAGGUCAAGGGCAGACGCAAGAUCAGGGUGGUGACGACCAAGCUUGAGGCCAGUUCAUUGAACACCAACAACUCAUUCGUAUUGGAUGCUGGACCCAAGAUCUACAUAUGGGCCGGCGCCAAGAGCUCACGUGUCAACAAGGCCAAGGCAUUGGACUUUGCCAACAGGAUACGAGAGAAGGAGCGUGGUGGCCGUGCCACUAUCAUCCAGUUGGACGAGGGGAAGGAGGACUCGUGUCCCGAGUUCCGAGACCUCAUCGUGGGAAUGGGCGAAUCAACUCCCGCGACCACGCCAACACCCGACGAACAGGACAUGGCCGCGAACAAGAUGGUCAUAUAUCGCAUUGGAAUGGACAUCAAGCGCAACUGUCUAAAGGCACGACUGGCAUGGGAGGGCACUGAUUGGAGGCUCCCAAAGAAGGAGCUGCUCUUCACCAAGUUCGUCUAUGUCAUUGUGUGCUGUGGCAGCGAGAUGUUCAUUUGGAUUGGCAAGGAGUCGGCAUCAUCACAACGCAGGAUGGCACAUCGUGUGGCACUGGCGUUGAUCGACGCGGACAAGGACACCAACACGGACAUGCCAUCAUGGAUCAAGAUCACCAAGAUCAAUGAGUCGGGCGAGACCAACCUGUUCAAGGAGAAGUUCUCAAACUACCCUGGCAUGCUACCGAUCAGCACGUCAAAGAUGGAUGUGAUGCCAAACAUGGUGGCAGCCACAAAGACCGACCACUCAAUAGAGCACUUGGUGGCACUGAUGCAGCGCACGCCACCCAAUGACGCGGAGAAGAUUGUUACCUCGCCAGAUGUGGGCAAGGUCAAGAUCUGGAAGAUUGACGACUUUGAGAAGGUGGACCAUCCGCCACAUCUCUACGGCCAGUUCUUCUCGGGCGAUAGUUACAUUGUGUUGUACAGCUACAUGAUCAGCAACAGAGAGAUGCAUAUUAUAUACUAUUAUCAAGGUCGUGAUAGUACAACGAAUGAGAAGGGCACGUCGGCCUACCUCACAGUGGACCUACACGAUCAACUUGGUGUCAACUGUGUACAAGUGCGCGUGGUCCAAAACAAAGAGUGUACCAACUUCCUCAACCUAUUCAAGCGACGCAUGGUUAUACAUCGUGGAAAGUACCAGCCACCAGCCAAUGAUGAUGGUGCCAGUCCGACCGCGACCUCUCCCGUUCAGGCCAAGUCGCUGUAUGAAGUGAGAGGAGGAGUGUCCAGCCAGCCAGUGGACAUUGACACGAGGGCCGUACAAGUAGACCUCAAGGCAUCAAUGUUGAACAGCCAGCACACAUUCAUAUUGAGCAUCUCCGAGGACAACCAUGUUACCGUGUGGCGUGGUCGAUACAGCUCCGAGCCAGAGUAUCAAUGUGCCCUUGCCAUUGCCAAGACCACACUACGCACGGACCUCGGCACUACGUUCUCGUUCAUUUCCGAAGGUGAUGAGCCAGAUGGGUUCUGGAAGCACUUGGAUGGCGCGCGGAACAAGGAGCAGGCAAUCAAUGAUCAUCAACAGUCUGAGGGUGAGGUCGCGGUCUCAGUGGCGCUACCCCCAAGACUAUUCAUUUGUUCCAACUCCACUGGCAUCAUUGAGAUCACUCAAGAGGUCAGAUACUCGCAAGAUGAUUUGGACACGAGCAAAGUGAUCAUUCUGGACGUGCACACUCAUUUAUAUGUUUGGAUUGGAACGAGGACAAGUCACAAGACCAAGAAGUUGACGAUGGAGACAGCCAUUGAGUAUUGGAGGAGAAAGCAAGGGGAAGGCGAUGGUGAUUUACACUCUAGAGUGUUGGUGAUAGAGCCAUAUCAAGAGCCAUUGGAGUUCAAAUCAUAUUUCAGAGCAUGGACCAGCAAUAAGUAUCCAAAGAUCAGAUUGGGCAUGCCAGAGAAGUGUGGUGUGGUAGUGAUGGAUAAGCUCAGGGAGUAUCAGAAGGAGGUGUAUCAAUAUGAGGAGCUGCUGGCUGAUCCACUGCCAGCUGGUGUGGACGCCACCAAACUAGAACUAUACCUGCCAGACGAAGAAUUUGAGCGAGUGAUUGGAAUGUCAAGGAAAGAAUGGGACAAAGUACCAAGUUGGAAACGAGAGAAUAUCAAGAAAUCUGUAUAUUUAUAUUAA